AUGGCCUGGGGAAAGCCUGGAACCGGCGUGGUGAAGUCGUACGCCGUGGAGUGGUCGACCAUGGAGCAGACGACAGCCAAGGCCGCGGAGCGAGUGAGGGACGAGCGGGUCUUCGAGGAGGAAGAGGAGGAGGACGAGGACCCCGUGUGCCCGCUCUGCAUUGAAGAGCUCGACGCCACCGAGAUCCAAUUCCGGCCGUGCCCCUGCGGCUACCGCGUGUGUCUGUUCUGCUACGAGCGAAUCAAGCUCGAGCUCAAAGGCAUCUGUCCCAGCUGCCGCUCGCCCUAUGGCGACCCGCAAAUGGCGGCGCCACCGCAGCCAACCGCAUCGGGUGCGUCGUCGGGUAAACGGCGGGGGUCGAUCUCUCGCAACGGCGACAGCAAGGCUUCCGAGCAGGGGGCGUCGAUCGCGGGAGCGUCGUUAGGAGUGUCGAUUCUGGGAGCUGGCGAUCAUCGCCACCAUUCGCGAGUGUCGCCCGCUCCGCCGAUACUCGCCUCGUCUGAAUUCCCGACUCUAUCGUCGUCGCCUCCUCUCUCAGUUCAACCCAGAAGAGGGCCGUCAUGGGAGAAGCCUCGUCCUGCCGUUCCACCGUCAGCCGCCCCACCAUUCCUGCCACCAUCAUCGUCAUCAGCAGCAGCAGCCGCAGCAGCAUCGUCAUCAUCAGCAACGUCGUCCUUAGCGCCAUGGGCAUCAGUCUCAACCACAGUCACAGCCACAGCCACAACCACAGCCACAGCCGCAGCCCCGCCAUCCUCGUUUCCGCCGCUCCUACCGCUCGACCCGCCUCAGCAGCCGGCUUCGCAGAGCCAUGUCGCUCCGAGUCACGGGACGCAGAGCCGCGCAGCUGCGGCUGCGGGCGCUCGGCGCUUAUCUUCCGACGCCCAUGCCGCGCCUAGCGUUGAAACCACCGCUGCGUCGUGGCCCGCGCUCAAGACAGAGCCAGCUUCGACAGCCGCGCCUGUGUCCGCCGUAUCGAGUCAGGCUCAAACGGGGAAGUCUGCGGGUAGAGACGCACGGAAGGAGCCCAGCGGGGAGAAGGGGAAGGAAGCGGGGAAAGCGGGUGAGGGUGCCAAGUCCGCGACGGUCGCUUCUGGGGGUUCUGUGCCGGCGGGUAGGAAGCAACAGCCUCCGCAAGCCUCGGGUGGUGCUGCGGCGGAUGCCGCCGUUCGUUCUUCCGCCAAGGCGUCGGCUCGCACUGUCAGUCACCCGCCCGUGCCUGCCGGCUCCGCCCCUCGCGUGUCCGCCACCGCGUCUCACGAGCCGGCGCGCGACGGCGGCGCGACCAGCGUCGGCAACGGCGGGGCCACGAGCAGGAGCAACGCGAGGAACAGCGCCACCGCCACCGGCGGCAGCGGAAACGGCAACGAUAGCAGCAGCGGCAGCGGCAGUGGCAGUGGUAACGGUAGCGGUAGCAGCAAGAGCAGCGGCGGCGGCGGCGGGCGCAGCAGGAGCAGCAGCAGCGGGAGAGGGAGCUCGUCGGACGAUGAGAUGGGGUUCAGCCUGAGCGACCAGCUCGCAGAAAUGCUGCUCAACAGCCCCGGCCGUGCCGAGCUUGGUGCUUCCGCCGCGCAAGCAACCGCAGCAGAAGCUGGUGAGGUGAAAGCAGUUGAAACGCAGAGCUGCGCAUGCGAGAGCAGCGUGGUUCGGACAUCGGUCCCUGAACCUGCCAGUUCUGUUGCGCCCAAGCCAUCCACGUCGGUUCCGUCUCUCCAGAGGAUUCGGGACGCCGCGUCACCGCACAGCACCGAUUCAUCCAUCCCGCUCGCCUCUGUCGGCCCCCACGGCAGCAUCUCCUCGCCGUCCUUCUCCACGUGGCUUUCGCCGCACUCCACCUCCUCCGCCGCUACCCUCUCCAAACCCAUCCUAUCCGCCGCUAACGGGAUGGCUUGUAACGGGAUUGCUGUUGCGGGCUGGGCGUCGUCCGGCGGGAGCGGGCUGGAGCGGCUGCAGCAGCUGCACGCGCUGCAGCGGCAGCUGCAGCAGGCGUUCGUGGGCGUGGGAUGGUCGACGGACGAGAUGCAGCGCGCCAGUGAGAUCGUCGCCGCAGCGAAGCAGUCUCAGAGCCGCUUCUCGGGUGCCGCCGCAGCAUCAGCUGCUGCAGCAGCAGGAGCGGUUGCGCCGGCUGUAGCAGCAAUGGCGCCUGCGGCCAUGAUGACUGUAGCACCAGCAGCAGUUACCACAUUUCCCCUUUCCGCUACCCCCGCUGCUCCUUCGUCCGCCGCUGCUCCUAAGACCGCCCCUUCCAAGCCUGUCACUCCGCCUCCCGGCUUCCGCCCUCCCGCUCCCCCUGGCUUUGCGCCCCUGUCCCCGCCUCCUGGGUUUGGCCCGUCCGCGGGCGCCAAGAAGGCGGACGGGGGAGCGGGCGUGCUGGGGCAGGCGGACGUGCAGGCGCAGGCCGCCACCGCAGCAACCGCCACAGCAGCGCGGGCUGGGUCGGGGCUAGGGCUGUCCGGGUCGACCGGGAUAGCAUCCUUUGGCGCGGCGGGUACAGCAGCAGGAGGGGGGAAUCUGGGCGUGCAAUCGGUGGAGUCAGCAGCAUGGGGGUGGGGGGCGUCGGGAACAGUUGCUUCCGCCUCCGCCUUGGGUGCAGGCGCGUCCUCCUCUGCCUCGUUUGGCUCGCCGCUGCUGACCUCUCGCUACUCCAGCGCUGCAGGUUACACCACCACCAGUGCAGCAGGCUAUUCCGGUUCUGCAGGGUAUACUGGUGCUGCAGGGUAUUUCUCAGGGUAUACCAGCGCUGGAGGGGUGUCUGGGCGGAGUGGGAGUGAGGUUGGGGCGGCAGGGAGUGUGGUGGCAGCAAGAGGGACGUGGUGUGGAGGGGAUGCGGAUGCUGCAGUGGCUGCUAUUGCGAGCAUCUGGGGGCAGGAGAACAGUGCGACGGCUGCUGUGGGUUCCACCAAGCUGGGGGGUGCUGCAGAGAGCAGCAAGUGGCAGUUGGUGGGGUCAGGUCUGCAGUCCUUCACGGGAGGAUCUAUGUCCAUCCCCAUGUCCUCCUCUUUCCUUGGAGCCUCCAUCUGGAGCAAUGGGAGCAAUGGGAGCAACGGCUCCAUGCAGCCCUCUCAGCCCUCGCAGCCUGGCAUUUGGGGUUCCUCGCCCCUCGCUCGCUCCCCCUCCCCUCAGCUUGCAGCAGCUUUGUCGUCUACUGCGCCGAACUUGCAGGGUGGAGGGGCUGGGGCAAGGGGGGCGUGUGCACCGCUCUUCCCUCCUGGGAUAUCGUCGGUGUCUCUUGGGCAGGGCAUGGUCGCCGGGUCGCUGUUCGCCAUCCUCGUCGCCGUCGCUUUCCAUCAGCACCACUUCUCCACCGUCGCUGAGAUCCAAUCGCUGCUGCAAGAAUCAAGGGAUCAAGCAGCGGACGUGGAUACGGCUUUAAGAGACAUCAAGAGUUUGCUCACCAACCCUUCCAGCAAGUCGACAGGCACACAAGCCAGUGGUGCUCACCUCAACCAGCAAUGCAUCCUGGCCGUUGAUCGCGGCAGCAUCAACGCGUCCCUGCUGGCCGACACGUCAUCCCCGGAUUAUCUGGAGGACAACGCCAAGCACCUGCCGUCAUGGCUCUCCUCGCAGCUUAUCAACCAGCUGUACGCGCAGCGCCAUGGCUACACCUUUUACUCCAUAGAAGCCAUCACGCCCAUGCUCAUAAGCGAAGGCAUCGACCCCAACACCAUUAACAGGAUCGCGUUCAUAAACCGCCAGCUGGCGUGCUGCUGUCGCUGGGUGCUAGCCCUGGUAGACGGAGGAUACAUACGUCUGGAGCAGCACAGCCUGCCCGUGGAGCACUGGCUCGCACGCCUCGCCCAGCCCGACACCUUUGAGUGGAUCACGCGGUCGGGCAUUGACAUGGCCAACCAGACCUGGUUCCCCUCCGACCCUGCCCACCUGGUGGCGGAUGGGAAUUCGGAGCAGGAGAGGAGGGGAAGAGCGGAUGAGCGGCAGGAGAAGCAUGGUGGGGGCGGAAAGGGGAGGUGGGGAGGGGAGCAAGGGGCAGCAGGGGAGGAGGAGCGGGAGGGAGGGGAGGGGAAGGCGCGGCCGUUGAUAGGGCUGGUGGGGCGGUCAGGGGAUGGGGUGUAUGGGCUGGCGGGUAAGGCGGGGACUCUGUUUCAUGAGAGUGUGCCGUUUGUGGGCAACGCUGCAGUGCUGCUCACACACAGUGGGGACACGUUCAAGUUCCUGUCGCUAUGGCAGGCCAAGUCAGCAGCACUAGGGUGGGACUUCACGGGCCUGCAGGCGGCAGUGAGGGAGUUUGCCACCCAGAUUGCCAUUGUGCCGCACCUGGAGAUGGGCGGCUUGCACAGCCGCGCUAUCCGGUACGCGUUUUUUGGAAGCAACCAGGAAGAUGCUGAGAAGGUUCUUGCAACGGCCCUGCUGGCUGCGGUGAAGUUUCACCAGGCAUGGAAGGACGGCAACGGUGAUGCUGAUUGA
This is a messenger RNA of Closterium sp. Yama58-4, 4419 nucleotides long. NCBI's taxonomy places the organism in Eukaryota, Viridiplantae, Streptophyta, Zygnematophyceae, Desmidiales, Closteriaceae. The record is from the annotation of a GenBank genome assembly.